Molecule: messenger RNA, 3423 nt
Organism: Drosophila biarmipes
Lineage: Eukaryota; Metazoa; Arthropoda; Insecta; Diptera; Drosophilidae
Gene: acj6
Product: inhibitory POU protein
Exons: 10
Coding region: 558-1727 (389 amino acids)
Biological process (GO): regulation of transcription by RNA polymerase II
Molecular function (GO): DNA-binding transcription factor activity, RNA polymerase II-specific; RNA polymerase II cis-regulatory region sequence-specific DNA binding
Source: RefSeq, a predicted model, not a curated record
AGCGGUACGAAAACAGGCCAACAGGAAACGGAAGUCGGGAAGUCGGAAAGUCGGAAAGUCGGAAAGUCGAGAAAACGCGUCCGCCGACGCCAAACCGUUUCUGCCGUUUCGAGUGCGCGUCAUUCAGUUGCAGUCCCAAGAAAGUAAUAAGAGAAAUUCAAAUCACCGACGGCGGCCAGUUAGUUAGCGAAAAUCACCUUGGCAACAUUUUUUUACUGUGAUUUUUUUUGCUCAGUUUCGGUCCAAACGCGUUUGCAUCCAAUCAAUUCAAUCCGAAAAAUCAGAAACUAACCGGCCAACAAAGGAAUCUCUUGUUUGGAAUAGAAAAUCGGAAGUGCAGUGAAAGUCGAAAGAAAGCAAGAAGAAAGUAGAGAGUAGAGAGAAGAAAGAGCGCCUUCGCAUUCGAGCGGGCGCAGUGCAUUUGAUUUGAUCUGUUGAUGUCCUGCAUGCAGGACACGCGCUAAAGCUGUCCCAGUAAGUGCUUCAAAAUUUACUCGCCAACCACUUUCGACGCCUCCAGGGCGUUCAAGCUGGAGGAGGAUUUCGUCGGCGGCUGCAUGACAAUGUCGAUGUACUCGACGACGGAUAAAAUGAAAAUGUCAGCGCCCAGUUGUUUUCCAGGACGCUACAGUCCCUCCUAUCGAAGUUCGGAGCAAAUGCGACGCUGCAUGCCAAAUCCAUCUAUUCACAUCUCGUCAUCUUGCGAUUCUCUCGAGAGUCGUUUGUUAGAAGAUGCUUCCCUAUUAUGCAAUUCGUGGUCAGCACGUCAGAAUGGUGAUAUCUUCGCGGGCAUCAACGACGGCAUCCUCAGCAGAGCGGAGGCCCUGGCCGCCGUCGACAUCCAGAAGCAUCAAGCCCAGCAUGUACAUAGCCAAAUGCCCUCCCAAAUCAAGCACGACGUCAUGUACCACCAUCACUCCAUGAGUGGGCCCCCGCAACGUCCUCUGCAGAUGCACCACUCGAUGGACCAGCUGGACAUGCUGGACCCGACGGGCUCGAUGACCACGCUGGCGCCCAUCUCGGAGUCGCCGCUGACGCCCACACACCAACACCUGCACGGUUCCUAUCACAGCAUGAAUCACAUGAUGAGCCACCACCAUCCGGGCACGUUAAGUGGCCACACGGGGGGUCACCAUGGACACUCGGCGGUACAUCAUCCUGUUAUCACGGCGGCGGUGGCAGCCGCUGGCCUGCAUCCCGACACAGACACCGAUCCUCGCGAGCUGGAGGCGUUUGCGGAGCGCUUCAAGCAGCGGCGCAUCAAGCUGGGUGUCACGCAGGCGGACGUGGGCAAAGCCCUGGCCAAUCUCAAGUUACCUGGCGUCGGAGCGCUGUCGCAGAGCACGAUCUGUCGAUUCGAGAGCCUGACGCUGUCGCACAACAACAUGAUCGCCCUGAAGCCCAUCCUGCAGGCGUGGCUCGAGGAGGCCGAGGCGCAGGCGAAAAACAAGCGGCGCGACCCGGACGCGCCCAGUGUCCUGCCGGCGGGCGAAAAGAAAAGAAAAAGGACUUCCAUUGCGGCACCUGAAAAGCGCUCCCUGGAAGCCUACUUCGCCGUCCAGCCGAGGCCGUCCGGUGAGAAAAUCGCUGCCAUUGCCGAAAAGCUGGAUUUGAAGAAAAACGUGGUGCGCGUCUGGUUCUGCAAUCAACGUCAAAAACAAAAACGUAUAGUUAGUAGUGUAACACCCUCAAUGACUGGCCACGGUUCGGCGGGAUUUGGAUACUGAUAGUCGUUUAUGACGGCGGCAGCGGGAGCGGCGGCAGCGACCACAUUGGGAACGGCGGCGACAUCGGCGUGUCUGGGCGACUAUUACCUUUAGUGAUUCUUGCGGUUCUGGUCUCGGUCCUGGUUCUGGUUCUGCUUCUGAUCCGAUCCGGUCCGAUCCGAUCCUGAAACCGAAUCCGAAUCCGAAUCCGAAUCCGUUUCCGAUUCCGAUCCUGGUCCCCACACUGAUACUGAUCCUGACUCUGAUCCUCAACCUCGAACAAUAUAGUACUCCUCGCAACGAAUCCGGUUGCGAUGCAGAAGCGGCAGCAGCACCACCAUCACCACCACCACCACCACCACCACCACCCAACCAUCAUCGCGACCACGGCAGCAACAACCACUUCUCUCUAUAUCUUUCACUCAGUAAUCAACCAGCAGCGGCUCGCAAUCGCCCGCAAAUAAUACUAAUAAUAGCAGCAUUACACACCACAACUAUAACAUUUAUACACCUUCUGCAGAGAUAUAUGUCCCCCGUUCUUCACCCAAACCCAGUCCCCUCCCCACAAGAAACCAAGAAGCCAAUUGAGAGAACUCGAGCAUUACCCAACAUCGAUUGCGAAAAGUGCGAAACGAGAAUGCUAAAUGAAUACCAAGAAAUACAAGAAUUUUUUAGGAACGAAUAAUGAAACAAUGGACCAACACAUCAAAUGCAAUAAUUUAUCGAAUUGUAUAAGAAAAAAGAACAAAAACGAGCAAAAAAAGCGAAGAACAAAUUGAAAUGAUAAAUCAAUUGAACACGGGCCUUCCCCCUCCAAAAGAGAAUCCCCCAACUGCUACUGCCCAAAGACAAGGAUACACAGGACAACACACUCACGGAUGCAGAUACAGACACAGACACAGAUACAGAUACAGAUACAGACACAGACACAGAUACACGCACACAGAGACAGAGACACUCAAAGACCAAAAGAAUGCCAAGAAAUUGCUUCAAGUGAUCCGAUAAUAAGAAUCUAAGCUUAUAAAUCUAAGGAAAAGGCAAACCGAAUGUGGACGAGCCGGCAGGAAGGCGAUGGACAGGAGCAGCAGCAGCAGCAGCAGCAGCGUCGGAAAUUGCAGCCGCAGCAGCAACAUGGGUUGCAUGUUGCAAGUUGCAGCAGCAGCAACCACUACACACAUGGCCCCCACCCCCGCACACACGCCCCCUCCUCCGCCCCUAGAACACGAGCGAUAUGCAUUAGCCACUGUAUAUAUACUAUAUACACAUGUAGGGAACUUUGAUUCGAUUGUAAAUACCGCAGCAAUAUAUGCAACACACCCAAACACCCACACACCCACUGUAGCCAAAGGAAGCCAGAAACAAAAAGAUUUUCAGCUAGCUUACAGUAGAGCUCCCAGCCAAAGCAAACUAAUCCUAAGUCCCAGAUGCCUGAUCCCUAAUCCCCUUCCCGAUUUGCCCCUGCCAAAGGACACUCUCCCCAAACAAGCAGCUAAGCAAAGGCAUAAUUUAAUUUUUUUUGUCUAAUUAUAAGUAAACUAAUGCAAGAAGAUAUCAUAAAACUAUGAACAAAAAUCCGGAGAGAAGCGCUCCCAAAAAAAAAUGUUAGCAGCAACUGGAGAUAUUGCAACGAAUUUAAAAUGUUGCCAAACUAAACUAAACUAAUGCAGAAGAGAAACCAAAUCAUAUAUAAAUAAAAGCAAACAACUCUAUGACAACU